CGGAGAAGAAAGCCUUACGUUUUACCUUAAGGCUUUAUUAGUAAACAUUUACUAUAGUGUGUACUGUACCUCAUAGUGUUUACAUCCUGCAAGCGUCUGACCUGGUAUCAAAUUACUCUUCGCCUUGAUUGAGUUCCAGAAAAAUGCCCCUUGAAGGGAUGUCCGGCAGGAAGCGAAGACCUAACUGGACAGACCAGGAGUGUCUUCUUCUUGCUCAGUUAAUGCAGGAGCGGAAAGAUAUAAUCCGAGGGAAGUGCAGUACUGGAGUUUCAAUACAGGAUAAAAGACAAGCCUGGGAGGAAAUAGCCCAAGCCAUCAAUACUGCCUUUCCACAGAUUCAGCGUACAGUUUCUGACUGUAACAAAAAGUGGGAAAAUCUGCUGGCAAAGUCAAGGGAGGAGAUCAAACGACAGAGAAGGCAAGCGGGUACAGAAGGCCUGUCCCUUGAACAGUUCAGUACUGUGACUCAAGUAGUGAUUUCUGUGAUGAACCUCUCAGACAUGCUGCAACAGGAUAGAGAUGACUCAUCAAUCUCAGAGAUGGCAGAAACUCAACAAAACAGCAGUGAUGAAGAUGGACAUGACCACACAACAGAUGAAAGAUUCUCAAACAAACAUCCACUGAGAGAACUUGAGCUCCCUACGUAUCCAGAUCCAUCCACUUCUCCAGCAGAACAAAAAAUGACCGCUUUUACUAAUGUCCCUAAAUCGCUCGCAGUGCAGUUUAGUACUCAUCGUGCUAUUGGCUUGACUGCUUCUGCAGAGCAACUAGAUACUCCCUGCUCUGCUUCUUCAGUACACUGCACAACUUUGCAAGAGCGAAUGGAUUUGGAAAUGUCUGUGCUGAGAAGACAAGAGGCAGUCCUCAAGCUGCAAGAGGAAUAUUACACACUAAAAAUUAAGCUGAUGAAAAAGCAAAUGGAGGAGCCACUUUCAAAAGACUGAAGUAGUUGUAUACACAUUGUAGAGAACGACCUGUUGCACCUGUUUGGGACUUGUGCCUGCCUGUGAAAUCUGACCGUUCAAGUCACAUUUGAACGAUUAUGAUUUGUUUGUGUUAAAUCUCAAAUCUGUAAUGUUUUUUUGUAUACAUAAACAAAUAGAUUUUUUACUUUUACUGACAUCAAAGGAUCAAAAAGUGACGUCGCUGUGCAUGCUUGGUCGUGGCAUUCGUGGCAUUAAGUUUGACUUGACGAUCCUGAAAUUAACCCUCAAAUGAAAUGUGCUGUUUGUUGGUGACAUUCUUUAUUUUAUCUUGUCUUUUUUCCCCUUUUGUUUUUAUCCCCAAUUGGGAAUGGCCAAUAGACCUUUUUCACAGCAGACAUUUUGACUUAUCAUAGCAAUAACAGCACAGGUGUAACUAAUAACAUUAAUGAUGAUACCAUGAAGUGUCCCUGUAAGCCAUGCCAGUGAGCCAUCAUGCACAGUACCAUGAGCCUGGAACUGGCAAACCUAAACUAUAAUUAUUAUUAUUGGUUAUACCUGUGCUUUUCCUGCUAUGUCGUCAAAAUAAAUAAAGUGUACUGCUGUCCUUGUCACUGCUAACUCCGCUGUUGACCUGGGGUAAGUGUGGACAGCCAUGUGUUUGCUUUGAUGAGAUAGAUUUCUGUUUUUGUUGUGUCACAUUGCCUUAUUACCACUUCAGAGUCUCAGACUGAAAGACAGAUAAAUCACUGCAAUACAGUAUAAUGAAAACUGUAAUGAAGCAUAUUUCAUUUGUUUUUUUAACUGCACCUUAUGAGGGUGAAAUUUUAGUUUUGAGUAAAUCAUUUUUUGCUUUGAAUACAUACAUUGUACUGAAAACACUGAUUAGACUUUGAUGAUGACAUCAUAGUUCUUGAUAUACAAUGAUGAGAGUAUAGCUUAUACUUAUGAGUACAAAGAGAACAAAUGAUACAUUAACAAAAGCUCACAAACAAAAAUGUGCCAUAUAACUCUGGAAUUACAACUAUUAAAUUCUCAAAUUCUUGAAAUCAAUUUUAUUCUUUGCAGGAAGUAUGAUUUAGUUUAGUUUAUCUGGCAGGGAAGCGCAACGCAUAUGUAUAGUUUUACACUGUGAGAAAUUUAGUUUAUUUACUGAUUCAUGCCAUUUACUCCUAAGUGCGAAUUUGGAAGCUGUAAAUGUUUGACAUAUACCAAUUUACAUAUUUAUGAAAAUUGAACUUCUUCAUGCCAAUGUAAGUAAAGCUAAAAUAAUGUCCUGUCUAGACAAAUGUAGUAAUUUGUGUGUAAUAUUUCUCAUAAAUCCGUUUAUUUGUAAGUGACUGGGGUUGGCACCCAGAUGUAAGCAGUGGGGCCCAGAGUGUUGAAUAAAAGUCUGUUAUUUGC
Molecule: messenger RNA, 2327 nt
Organism: Siniperca chuatsi (mandarin fish)
Lineage: Eukaryota; Metazoa; Chordata; Actinopteri; Centrarchiformes; Sinipercidae
Product: myb/SANT-like DNA-binding domain-containing protein 4
Exons: 4
Coding region: 144-944 (266 amino acids)
Cellular component (GO): nucleus
Source: RefSeq, a predicted model, not a curated record